CACCACAUUGACCAAUCUACACAUACUUCAGAAGUCUUUACAGCCCUGAGGAUGGUGCUACUUGAUUAUCCCAUUCCAGAACUGGAUGUUACUCUGCAAGAGGCUAGCCGGGUGCUUCAGCUCACUUUAAUUCCCGAGCAGUACCAACACUUUAAAUAUGCCCUCUAUCAGCAGAGAGAUGCACUCGAGCAAGCCCAAGAACAUCUGAAGGCACAUGCCUCUGGACGUGAGAACUGGGUGACUGAGGAUUUCAAAAAGCGACUGCUUUCCUGCUAUGAUCCCCUGCCUACUUCCACAGCUAUCCCUUCCGUCCUGCCCUCCACUAAUCUAAAGGGGGAGUGCAUACAGAUAGAGAGGGCUACAGCUCUACUGUGGGCGGUCGGUAAGCUGUACAGUGAACCUUGGCUGGUGGAAGGUGAUGUCCCAACUGAGCGAACACAACAGUCACAGGCUUUCGCGGCUAGUCGCCUACCAGGCAAGAGCCAAGAUGAGCUAAAGAUAUACCAAGACAGCCUUCAUGCCAUAUUGACUUGUCAAGGGGGUAUAUUUCCAAUCCAAAUUUUAAGGCAACCAAGUUCAGGGGAAUCUCUGUCUCCUUUACCUCUCAAUAACAUCUAUGCCCAAUUGGUCCAUGCACUGAGUCACCCAGCAGCAAGCCCUGAUCAAGACCCAUCUAUUAUUUGUGGUCUGUCUUCUCUUCAUCGUCAAGCCUGGCAUGCUGUAAGAAUGAAUAUCUUAAAAGAAAAGGGCGAAGCAGCAGCAUCGCUGCAAAUAUUGGAGAGCGCAGUUCUGGCCCUGUCCCUGGAAGAUUGCCCAGCACCAGCUAAUCUUGCAGAUAUACUCAAUGCUGUCCGCCUAGGAGAAGGAGAAGGCAAAUGUUUGAGAUACUAUGAUAAGGUGGUAAACUUGGUGGUUUUCAAAGAUGGUCAAGCAGGAAUGUUGUUCGAGCAUAGUGCCCUGGAUGGAAUGGUAGCUGGACUUGUGGUUGAACGUCUAUGGCAGCUUUCAGAAUCCCAAAACAUAGAAACAAUUAAAACCCAGACCAAUGAGUUAUCUCCCCCUUCAAAUGCUGGUUCGCUUCAUCCUAAGCCUCUGAAAAUUCCACUUGAAGGCAUAACCUUACCAGAUCAGUCUCCUUCUAGCUUACUACAUACAACCCAAUCUGUCCUGACUUUUGAAGUUUCAUCUUAUCCAGAUGUGUUCACCACCUUAAGGGGUCACAGAGGUUUAUAUGAUGCAUGGAUUAAUUUCACUUUGCAGCUGUCCCUCAGGCAAACACUUGGGGAAGUAGCUACUAGCCUUAUCAUGGUGACACCAACUCACAUGCGUCACUUCAAACAUGGUCGCUGUGAUCCCACUUACUCAACCACUGUGGGAUCUUUCCAGCUUGUUACAGCUUUGGCAUCCUGCAUUGGUCCAGACAACAUUCCGCUGUACACAAACAAGCUUUUUCAUCUCUUUCAUCUAGCUUUUUUAGAGCACAAAAAUCUCAUAAAAGCCACAAAAGUUGGCCUUGGUGUAGGGCCUCAUAUAGCAGCACUGCGCAGACGUAUGUCUCAAGACAACCCACUCAAGAAAUUUCUGGAUCCUUUUGGAUGCCCAUCCAUCUACUUGACUGGAUCCGAUCUGAUGGAGGGAGUUGAGUGUGCUGUUGGUAACGUGUACGCUACAGAUCAGCUGGCUGUCACAUACCUAGGCAGGAAGGACAAAGUACGUCUUGUGCUUAAUGGAAAGGGUACUUUUGCAAAUGUCUUGGAAAACCUCAAAGAAAGACUUGAGCUCAAUCUAAAAGUAGUAUUGCUCCUGGCAUUAAGGUACGCCAUUGCUGGUCAGAUGGGAGCCAUUGAAUGUCUACUGCAAGACAACGAAGACAGAUCUCCAGUGGAAGAUGUAGCAAGAGUUGCAGAGCAAAAACAAAGACAAAAACAAAACAAAACAAUGGUCCAAGCCUCUCUGGCUUCAGACAGUACUCAUGAAAUCAAGCCAGAUUUCAUUUUGGUGAUUCAUGGUGGGGCAGGUGAGGAAAUGAUGUUGAAUCACAAGGUGACUGGGGUCAUCGAAUUUGCCCUUCAAACAGCUCUAACUCUUGGAGCACAAGUGCUUAGUCAUGGAGGUAGUAGUCUGGAUGCAGUUCAAAGAAGUGUGGUUGCAUUGGAGGACUGCUUUUUGUUCAAUGCUGGCAAGGGAUCAGUAUAUAACAAGGAUGGAGAGCACGAAAUGGAAGCCACUAUUGUUGAUGGACAUGGGAAGAACUCUGGAUCAGUUGCUUGCCUUCGUAAAGUGAAAAACCCAAUAAAAGCAGCCCGUUGUGUUAUGGAAAAGAGCAUGCACUCAUUACUGAUGGGAGAAGGUGCAGAGGAGUUUCUGGACAGUCUUGGAGAGAAAGAAACGACACUGAAAUCCGAGUACUUUGACACUGAUAUGAGAUACAAGGAGUUGAUUAUGAAGUCAGGUGCUGGCAAAAAUAACCAUCCUCAAACUGUUGGUGCAGUUGCACUGGAUAAGUGGGGCAAGUUAGCAGCAGCCACAUCCACUGGAGGUUUAGUUGGCAAGUGGAAAGGCAGAGUAGGUGACACGGCUAUAGUGGGGGCAGGAAUAUAUGCUGAUGAGAAACUUGCAGUAACAUGCUCUGGCGAUGGUGAUGCAUUCUUGCGCCAAACAGUUGCUCACAAGGUAGCCAGUUUAUACAACCUCAGAGGUUACAGUCUCAGACAGGCUUGUCGGGAAGUAAUCCAUGAUGAUCUUGAAAACAAGUGUGCUGGAAUUAUUGCAGUUGAACAUCAAGGUGAGGCCGUUAUUGAAACCAAUGCUGGGGUGAUGUUUGUUGGUUCAAUGGUCAAUGGCAUUCCUCGAACUGAGGUUUUGAGGCCUAUGAAGAGCUUUUCAAAUGUAAUUUGGGAGACAGAUGAAUUGGUAGCUCACUUACAGUCUAAUCCUUGGACCCCAGGAGCCACGGUCCUCACUCGAAAGACCCUAAAUGGGCCUAGUAGCAUCUUUCAGUUAGUGGUACCUGACUACAUAACAAUGAUGCAGGGGGCAAAGACAGUUUCUAAUCUACUAUGUGAGAAGCUUGGUGUGCAUCGCUGUGCCCUUGUGUCCAUGCCAGAACUUGACAAGCCUGCUUACAUCAAAGUCUUGCCUCUACAUGGCCUAGAACCCAACUGGAAGCCUCACCUAGCAGAGGAAAUAGAGUUCAAUUCUUAUGACCCUGGUUACUGUAGCUCCAAAAGUGGUCCACGUUGUGAAGAUACCUAUCUUGACCAGUUGCAGGCAAAGAUUCGCUCUCGACUCCCAACACCCAAUGCCCCUUCUUGCUUUGAUUUCCAUGGAGAACCCUCUAAUAGUGGCCUUUUCCCCCGCAUCAUCCGCGGUGAAGAGCAACAGUGGCGUGUUUGGGAAGACAGUGAACAUGUAGCAUUCCUUACUCCAUUUCCAAAUGCACCAGGCCUUACUGUUCUAGUACCAAGAAAACCACUUACCAGUGACAUCUUUCGUCUGGAUGAGAGUGAUUACACAGCCCUAAUUGUGGCAACACGAAAGGUUGCUCAUCUUGUGCAAGGAGGAAUAAAUGCUCGUGGUGUAGCUCUCAUUUUUGAAGGCUUUGAAAUCGACUAUGCCCAUGCUAAAUUGAUUCCAUUAGUACCUCAGUCCAAUGGCCUAAAGCCUCCAGCUGUGGCUUCUCAGUUCUGCUCAACUUAUACAGGAUAUGUAACAUCUAUAGAUGGUCCCCCUGCCAGCACAGAGGACCUUACAGAGAUCUACAUGAAGAUCACAAAAAUUACUCCCUCUCGGUCCUGGGAAAACCCCCAGACUCACGCUACAUCAGCCAUCAAGAGCAAAUGGUAUCGCAAUCUCUUUCAAAUCCAAAACACUCUGUUUCAUAGCACAGUAGAGUAUUUCCACAAUAAAUGCAAGUAUGCUUAUGCAUUGACACCAAUCACAACUGACACAAUUUCCUCUCCAAUGGGCCUGGGGUCAGAUUCUGAGCCUGUGUUUGUCAACAUGCUGGGCCAGAAUGUAUAUUUGGCUGACUCGAUGCAAUUUGUAUUAGAGUACUUUCUGAGGUUUCAGGAUGGUCUUCCCGGGGCUUACUAUGUGUCACCCAGUUUCAGAGGGGAGGAUCCUGAUGCUACUCAUCUCAACCAGUUCUACCAUGUUGAGUGUGAGCUCCUUGGUGACAUGGAUGCUGCUAUGAGUAUAGCUGAAAACUAUGUUGCCCAUUUGACUCAGGCAAUGCUAAAGGAACAUUCCAACAUUAUCUUAAAUGCAGCUGGUACACUAUCCCAUGCUCAAGAACUGCUGAGGAGUUUAGAUAGACCCCUUCCAAGAGUAACCCUGGACCAAGCCAUUCACAUAAUGCCUUCAUCUGAUUGCCUCGAGUGGGUUCAGGAGGGACAACCCCAUUUUGGCAGAAAACUAACCCGUAAAGGAGAAAAAGUCCUGAUUGAGAAGUAUGGAGGUGCUGUUUGGCUGACAGAAAUGGAUCAUCUUGGAGUGCCCUUCUACCAGGCAUAUGUAGAAGGUUCAAGCAGGAGCAAAGCCAAGGCAGCUGACCUUCUCUUUGGAUUAGGGGAGACAGUAGGACUUGGAGAACGUCACUCCACACCUGACAUGGUUCGAGAGGCCUUACAUCAUCAUGCAGUACCUGAAGACUCAUACAAAUGGUACAUCAACAUGCGUAAAGUCAUCCCUCUUUCAACAAGUGGAUGGGGUAUGGGCACAGAGAGAUACUUAUGCUGGCUUCUGCAGCACAGUGAUGUCAGGGACAUGCAAAUUAUACCCAGACUAAAGGCCAAAAAGUACAUGCCUUAAAGGGUCUUGGUCAUAUUUUAUAUAAUGUACAAGGACAUUCUACAAAAACAAGGGGCCUCAAUUAUACAUUCUGUAUAAACAACAUUCACAUUCUUUUCCCGCUAUUCUCCUCGGCUUACUCUUGCCAUUGAUUACACUGCAUUUUAGUAUUAUAGUCAAAUCAUUCAUUUUUAUUUACAGUAUGUCCUCAACAACAGUAAACUGAGGGAUGAAUUGAUUAAAAAAUGUAGGCAAGUUUUAAAUUUCAGACUAUUGUGGUGUUUUCCCCCCAUCUUUGUAUACUGAUUUAGAUAUGUUUAAAGGGCUGUUAACUCUAAUCUCUCCCCCUCCUCGGUCCAAAAAUGUGCUUGACACAUACCAUAUAUUACACCCACCUGUUAUCUCGUAGGUCUCAAAAUGUAUUUAGUAUGGAAACGUGCAGAAAGGGCUAUUUUGAAUACAUAUUCUGUUACAGCAGAUAUCCACAAUAAAAAUACAUUACGCAUGCAUAAUCUAAAUAUGACCACAUUCUGACUCAUAUUGGAACGUUCUUGUUCAUGUAAAUUGUUCUCACUCAUUUAUUAAUAAAUUCAUUAAGUCACUGACUAUUUGUAUUUUCAUCACUAAAAGUAAAAAAAAAUCAAGUUAGCACACCGGAGCAUGAGCACAAAAAAACUUUCAUACGCACGAUUGUCAGUUGAUGUACGCAUAAGGACAUUUUUACAUCAAUUAUUGCCUUUAUAAAUCCUGAUUUUUUCCUCAAUUUGAUGUAGGAUCAUAUCUAUUGAAUUUAGGAUCGAAUCUGAUCGUACAUACGUUUUAUAAAUGAGGCCCAAGGUAUUUAUAUUUUGAAAUACUUGCAGGGUUAUAGCUUGACAUAUAAUGUAUGGAGUCAAUACCAAAUAAAAUCAAGAAGUUUUAGUAAUCAUAAGGAUAUAUCAGUUUUGAUAUUGUGUAAAUAAUUUUAGCUACACUAAAGAUGGUUAAAUGUUUUAUAAUUGUCUGACGAUUACAGUUUGCCUAGAUUUGAGCUGGCCUUGAUAUAGAUUUGAUUGAUACACUGUUUGGUGUAAAUUAGUAUCUAUUACAGUUAUUAUUCUUUAUUCUUUGCUUUGGCUUAAGAGAAAACAUUUUGUAGGAACAGAUAGUCUUUUGGGAGUAUUACUGAGUUUAAAUACUGCACUCAUCAAAACAUUGUUGCCUUUCUUUUUCUCUCUCUAUUUCUUUACUUCUUCUUUUUUUAACACUUUUUCUUUGAACAUUAUAUGAAUUCAAAUAGUCUUGCUAAUAUUUAAAAAUCUAAUUAUAAGAUCCUUUUUCAUUAUUACUUCAAUACAUGUUUUUCAAAAUAUAAUAAUAAAAUGCAGA
Myxocyprinus asiaticus (Chinese sucker) is the source of this 6159-nucleotide messenger RNA. RefSeq lists its product as uncharacterized. The record is from RefSeq and is a predicted model, not a curated record. The transcript is spliced from 4 exons. NCBI's taxonomy places the organism in Eukaryota, Metazoa, Chordata, Actinopteri, Cypriniformes, Catostomidae. Gene Ontology annotation, molecular function: ATP binding; aminoacyl-tRNA ligase activity; hydrolase activity. The coding region runs from base 52 to 4812 and encodes 1586 amino acids. Gene Ontology annotation, biological process: tRNA aminoacylation for protein translation.